Molecule: messenger RNA, 681 nt
Organism: Gastrolobium bilobum
Lineage: Eukaryota; Viridiplantae; Streptophyta; Magnoliopsida; Fabales; Fabaceae
Exons: 1
Coding region: 1-681 (226 amino acids)
Molecular function (GO): zinc ion binding; nucleic acid binding
Source: RefSeq, a predicted model, not a curated record
AUGGCAGAGGUAUGGAAUGCCAAGAUUGUUGGGUAUAGAUCAAAACCAAAAAUCACUCUAUUAGAGGAAUUGAGAUGUUACAUUAUGAGGAGGAUGGCUACACAUCAGAGGGUGUUAGGAACUGUUCGAGGUAAAAUUGCUCCUGCUCAGCAAAAGAAACUGGAUAAGUUAAAGGUACUUAGCAAUUCAUGGACACCAACUUGGACUGGAAAUCUGCAGCAAGAUAUGUAUGAGGUCAGUGGGAGAGGUGAUGGAGUUGGAGUAAAUUUAACAACACAUACAUGUGCAUGCAAUGUAUGGCAGUUGACUGGACUGCCAUGUGAGCAUGCUAUAGCAGCCAUUUGUCAAAAAAACGAAGCAGCUGAGAACUAUGUCUAUCAAUGGCUUACAGUGGAUGCAUUGCAUGCCACAUAUGCGCACACCUUAAACCCAGUUAAUUCGGACAAGUAUUGGCCUGCAUCUGAUGAACCCAAACCUCUUCCUCAAAAACUUAAAAGGCCAUUUGGGCGUCCCAAGAAACAUAGGAAGAAGGACCCAUCUGAAGACCAAGGGAGCAGUACAAAGAAAGUCAAAAGGACAUAUGCAGCCAAGUGUACUAAAUGUGGUCAGACUGGACACUAUGCAAAAAGUUGUAACGGGCCACCAACUUCCAAAACAGAUAAAAGCCAAGCAAGACCAUAA